Molecule: messenger RNA, 682 nt
Organism: Mercenaria mercenaria
Lineage: Eukaryota; Metazoa; Mollusca; Bivalvia; Venerida; Veneridae
Product: C-type lectin domain family 10 member A-like
Exons: 6
Coding region: 123-605 (160 amino acids)
Molecular function (GO): signaling receptor activity
Source: RefSeq, a predicted model, not a curated record
GUUAUUUUCAAACUUUGGUAGGACAGCCAGAUAAGUUAUAUGACAUUUUGUAAACCUGUACAUGACUAAACUGAUAAGACCUAUCUAUGAAACAAUUAUUGGUGUGUAAAUAGGCUAUCAACAUGCUGUUUAUUUUGUCCUUUCUCUUCAUAGGACUGUUUGCAACGGUAAAAGGAUAUCAAGCGACAACAUGUUACGAUGGAUGGCUUCCUUUUGAAGGAUCGUGCUAUUUAUUUGGGCAUCAAGCCGCUCAUUUCACGGAAGCCGAGCAUUUCUGUAGACAGCACAAAAACAGCCAUCUAAUACAUAUACAGAGUAAAGCAGAAAAUGAUUUCAUAAAAGACAGACUUCGGGAUUUCAAAAGUAAGAACUGGUGGCUCGGAUUGACAGACGAAUUCAUAGAAGGUACGUGGAAAUGGUUUGAUACAGACCAGACAACAAAUUUUACAGACUGGCACCCAGGGCAACCAGACGUUUAUCCCGAAGACUGUGCGGUUUAUUAUUACAAUUUUGACUUCGCUUGGGGAGAUUUGCCUUGCUCUAGUAAUAACUACCCUAUCUGCGAAAUCAGCGGAUUAAAUGAAGAAACAGAAAUCAUUGGCUAAACUGAUCCUGGAUUGUUUUCAGUGUUUCUUUAUAGUAUUUAAAGAAAUAAAAUUAUUGCCAAAAGCAAUUACUGUUA